Messenger RNA from Pseudoliparis swirei, 2796 nucleotides. It is a transcript of the gene ppp1r15b, whose product is annotated as protein phosphatase 1, regulatory subunit 15B. Gene Ontology annotation, molecular function: protein phosphatase regulator activity. Bases 590 to 2158 code for a protein of 522 amino acids. NCBI's taxonomy places the organism in Eukaryota, Metazoa, Chordata, Actinopteri, Perciformes, Liparidae. The record is from RefSeq and is a predicted model, not a curated record. Gene Ontology annotation, cellular component: endoplasmic reticulum; protein phosphatase type 1 complex. The transcript is spliced from 3 exons. Gene Ontology annotation, biological process: response to endoplasmic reticulum stress.
UACAUUUUCUGACUAUAGGAAUGAAAAUCAAACUAAUUUUGAGACAAUGAAAAUGAAAGUGCACCCAAAAAAACUCCCGUUACGUAUUUUCCUUUGAUGAACGGCAGAGGCCGUUAACCGGGACUUAAGGCAUCUUGUGGGGAAAGUACUGGCGGUUUCUCCGCGUCACUCCCCUGCGUUACGUAACCCGAAGGAGCGGUGACAUUAAGCCAGGGGCGGGGCGUCUGUUGAGUGACAGCCACGUCCGCCAAUCACAGCCUCGCCCUACGUCACGCCUGUUGUGUUUAAAGGGACUGUGUGGCAGCCUCCAGUCACAACUCCCAACUACGACAACGAAGACGACACCGAGAAACAUGGAGAAGAAAAUACACCAGAGUAUUUGACGGAAGGAACAAUCCUCCACCCCCGGAAAAAAUGGCGCCCGCUUGGCCGACGAUGAAGCGACAGCAAAUCGAUCCUUAUCUGUCUCAGACGAAGACGCGAAAUCUGUUGAUUUUCGACGAGGAAUAUCAGAAUACGUGAGGAAUUUGUUUUCAGUUGACAAAAACAGCCGUUGGUUCCCAGCCGUUUGAAAAAGAAGGGGUUAAAAAUGGCCGCGGUUGUCGGCUCCGAGAGGACGGCGAUGGAGAGGUUCGGCAGCGGGGGGAAGGCGCUGCUCCCGUGGACUAAACAGAUGCUCACCGGGCUGUGGGAGCAGCUGCGACUGCUGGUUCAGGUCAUCUACUACACCUUCAUGUCAGUUUUCCAGAUGUUCCGGUUCGAGGUCCACGUGAGAAUCACGGACGAGACGGGUCAACACAUCCAGCACAUGACCACGGCGGCCAACCCCAGCGACUCCUUCCUGUUCUCCUCGCUGUUCGACGGCGACGGCGGCGUGAUGGUCGGCGGCGCCAACCCCCUCUCCAACCUGGGCGACCCCUUCGCCGGCAAAUCCCCCGCCGAGGCGCUGCUGUCCACGCUGCGCGCCGACGACCUCUGCUGCGGCCUGGUGGACCAGUCCGGCUGGAAGGUGGGCUUCCCCGGCGGCGACUGGAACAUCUUCCUGUCGAGCAGCGACAGCUCCAACGACGGCGUCCGCAAAACCGCCGACCGCCGGGCCUCCAAGCAGGAGGCGUCCGAAGACGAGAGGAGUUUCCGCUGGAGCGGCGAAGAAGACCAGAGCGUCCCGGAGUUCGACAGCGAGGAGAGCGACGCGCUCUGGGAGUCGCUGUCCAGAUCCAGCGACCCGUACAACACGUUCUUUUUCUCCGCGUGCAUUUCCACCAACGCGAAGGCGAGCCGGAGUAAAAGCGACGCGGCGGAGAGCGGCGGCGACCUCGCGGCGGCGGCGGGCGAGGAGGCGCCGCCGCCCCGCGGCCUCGCCGUCCGGAGCGGCCACUCCGACAGCGAGAGCAGCUGGAGCAGCUGGGCCGGCUCCGAGGGCUCGGGCCCCGACCUCGACGAGGAGGGCGAGCGGCUCCUGGAGUUCUUCAGCCGCCCCGACGACCCCUACAACCCCAUGUGCUUCACGGCGCGCACGCAGCCGCCUCGCGCCGCCGAACCACGGGCCGCCGAACCACGGGCCGCUCUUCCUCCGCCCGCCGGCAAGCUGGACACUGAGGAAGAGGAGGAGAAGGAGGGCAGCUGCUCGCCGUCGUCCGAGGACGACGAAGAGCAGCUGUGGACGUCUUUCGGCCAAAAGCACGACGACCCGUACCACCCGCUCAACUUCCGGGCGUGCCUCCAGAGCUCCCCGACGGCGCCGCCGCCGCCUGGAGGACGCGUACAAAACCCACCGGAGAAACAUGAACAAGAGUCCCGGAAACCCGACGCCGCCACGCCCUCGCCGCCAGACAGGAAGUCGAAGUGUCACUCCCACCCAGACAGAACCCUGGUGCCCUGGAGGAGAACGGGAGGAACCCGGCGACCGGCGCCGGAGGAGAAGACGACGAGCGGCGCCCGCAAACAGGUCCGGUUCUCUCCUCUGGUCCAGGUCCACGUGAUGCGCACCUGGCCGUUCGCCCGCCAGGCGUCCCGCAAAGGACUCUGGGAGGAAAUGGUGCGGGACCGGGACCGCUUCCGGAGGCGUGUCCGUGACGCCGAGGACGCCAUCGGCCGCUGCCUCGCCGCGCCCCACAGGGAGAGGAUGCGGGCGCAUCUGGACGGUGCCUUGAAAUAAAUAAAAACCUCCACCCCCCGAACACUGAAUGUCGCCCCCCUCCCCUCCCCCCCAUUUCUUUCUUUUCCUGAACGAGAACUUUUUAUUUUUUUAUUUUCGGCCACUUAGGAUUUUGCUGUCGGGCGAUCGCUGCACCGACCGCCACUUUGUCCUCUCGCCUCAGCGUUGUCGUGGUUACGCCUUAUGUACUGACCUAGCAAUGUAGACCCGCUACGCCCCACGGAGCUUGUCAUUUAUUUUUUGGUGUUUUUAUAUGUGCGAAAAAACAAAACUCCAGUGGCGACUCUAGAAGUUAAAAGACGAAGAUUUUGACGAAGAUUUUGUCACUAGGCGCUUUCGCCGAAUCAAUAAAAUGUGUUCCGCUGUAUCGUCGUUCUGUCGUCGGGUCGGACAGAGAGUUGUUGUUAUUUAUUCUACUGGACAUAAACCUGAAUGUAAACGCAGAGCCACUUCCUGUUUCUAGUCACGCUGUUUCCUGCCUCGAGUGUAAUAGGAGAAGUGGACAACGAGCCCCAGGACUAUGUAAACACACACACACACACACACUGAGUCAACUCUGAGUUUUUUGUACGGACUCCCUCUGAGGGAAUGGUGAGAUAAAAUGAAUUAAAAUGUCAUAUCUUAAGAUGUUACCAAAA